GGACCGCCUCGCUUCCAGGCUGGGCCACGGCGAGUGCUGAGCGGCCGCCGCGGAGGAGAGCCGCCCGAGAUGCCGAACAUCAAAAUCUUCAGCGGUAGCUCCCACCCAGACUUGUCGCAGAGGAUUGCUGACCGACUGGGCCUGGAGCUGGGCAAGGUGGUGACCAAGAAAUUCAGCAACCAGGAGACGUGUGUGGAAAUUGGUGAAAGUGUACGCGGAGAAGAUGUCUACAUUGUUCAGAGCGGCUGCGGUGAAAUAAAUGACAAUCUAAUGGAGCUCCUCGUCAUGAUUAACGCCUGCAAGAUUGCUUCAGCCAGCCGGGUCACUGCCGUCAUCCCAUGCUUCCCGUACGCCAGACAGGAUAAGAAGGAUAAGAGCCGAGCUCCAAUCUCAGCCAAGCUUGUUGCAAAUAUGCUGUCUGUAGCGGGUGCAGAUCAUAUUAUCACCAUGGAUCUACAUGCUUCUCAAAUUCAGGGCUUUUUUGAUAUCCCCGUGGACAAUUUAUAUGCAGAGCCAGCUGUCUUAAAGUGGAUUCGGGAGAAUAUCUCCGAAUGGAGGAAUUGCAUUAUUGUCUCGCCUGAUGCAGGUGGAGCCAAGAGGGUGACCUCCGUCGCAGACCAGUUGAAUGUGGACUUUGCCUUGAUUCACAAGGAACGGAAGAAGGCCAAUGAAGUGGACCGUAUGGUGCUGGUGGGAGACGUGAAGGACCGGGUGGCUAUCCUUGUGGAUGACAUGGCCGACACUUGUGGCACAAUCUGCCUUGCUGCUGACAAACUGCUCUCAGCUGGAGCUACCAGAGUUUAUGCCAUCUUGACUCAUGGCAUCUUUUCUGGCCCGGCCAUUUCUCGCAUCAACAGUGCAUGCUUUGAAGCCGUCGUGGUCACCAAUACCAUACCUCAGGAGGACAAGAUGAAGCACUGCUCCAAGAUACAGGUGAUCGACAUCUCCAUGAUCCUUGCCGAAGCCAUCAGGAGAACUCACAACGGGGAAUCUGUUUCCUACCUGUUUAGCCAUGUUCCUUUAUAAUAGAGUAACUUACUAAGCUUUAAAAAAAUAAGUCAACCUCACCCCUUGUUUUUUUCUUGGUAUUUGAUGACAAAUUCAUCAGAAGCCCAGCUUGUUCCAGGGCAAUAUUUUUUUUUUUGUAGUAUAUCCCAUACCCAUAUUAGGUAUAUUAGAAUUGACCCUGUAUUGGAGAGAGAUUGAGAUUUACUUCUGAGAUGUGCUGUGUUUUCUGGUUUCCUUGGUUAUUUAAUGAGCCUUGUAUGUUUGGCUUCUUCAGCCGUCUAGACGUUUUCCUGGCCAAGUGUCUCUUCUGUAGUUUUCUAUGGGGCCGACGACUUCUUGCUCCAUCACUGCUAGCAAUCAUAUUAGGUACCUGCUGUAGUGUCGUCGUUAACGUACUACUCUGCAGCAGCAGGUUUUAGGUGGUGUCAUAGUGCCUUUUGAUUAAGUGUUUAAAUUGUUUGGAUCCGCAUGGUAUCUCAAAUAAACUAAGAUUUCUGUUAAA
Molecule: messenger RNA, 1510 nt
Organism: Jaculus jaculus (lesser Egyptian jerboa)
Lineage: Eukaryota; Metazoa; Chordata; Mammalia; Rodentia; Dipodidae
Product: ribose-phosphate pyrophosphokinase 1-like
Exons: 1
Coding region: 70-1026 (318 amino acids)
Biological process (GO): 5-phosphoribose 1-diphosphate biosynthetic process; ribonucleoside monophosphate biosynthetic process; purine nucleotide biosynthetic process
Cellular component (GO): cytoplasm; ribose phosphate diphosphokinase complex
Molecular function (GO): magnesium ion binding; ribose phosphate diphosphokinase activity; ATP binding
Source: RefSeq, a predicted model, not a curated record